Messenger RNA from Colletotrichum orchidophilum, 999 nucleotides. RefSeq lists its product as uncharacterized. The coding region runs from base 1 to 999 and encodes 332 amino acids. The record is from RefSeq and is a predicted model, not a curated record. Lineage: Eukaryota; Fungi; Ascomycota; Sordariomycetes; Glomerellales; Glomerellaceae. The transcript has 2 exons.
AUGUCCGCGCAAAUGCAAGACCAAGCCGCAUCGGAGACGAGCCUUUUGACAUCUUUCCGCAAAGCUGUAUUCAGCUCCGUGCCCCCCAUCCCCGGAGCCAUCAACCUCAAAGGCCAGUCCGGCAUUAUUACUGGCUCUAAUGCUGGUAUUGGCCUCGAAGCCGCCCGACAAUUUCUUCAAAAAGGCCUUACUCACAUCAUACUGGCAGUCCGCUCACGGAGCAAGGGCGAGAACGCGGCGGAGCUACUUGCACGCCAGUUUCCUGCAGCCGACAUCCAAGUCUGGCUGCUAGAUAUGGAAUCCGAUGCAUCAGUGCGAAGCUUCGCUCGCCGCUGCGAGUCUCUUGAGCGGAUCGACUUUCUCAUUCUCAAUGCCGGUGUCGGUAAAAUGACGUUCGAGAAGAGCAACGAAGGCAGGGGUCGCGAAGUGACUCUCCAAGUCAACUACAUCAACACCAUGCUUCUCGCCAUCCUUAUGGUUCCGGUUCUAAAGGCCAAGGCUCAAGGUCGGCCCAAUCGCUUGACCGUUGUCGGCUCCGAUAUGUCCUACUGGGUUACAUUGCCGGAGACAUCUGGGUCUCUCCUCGAUGCACUCGAUACCAAGGAGGGAUACAACGGAAUGCAGCACUACGGCAAGACCAAAUUGCUUUUAGUAAUGGGAGUUGCCAAGCUAGCGCAGACCGUCACGGCAGACAAGGUCAUUAUCAACUACCUCAACCCUGGCGCUACCAAAGGCACCGGUCUAAACCGCGAGGCAUCGGGUGUCUGGAAGAUCGUCCCGUUCGUUAUGGAUCGCGUGAUCGGGCGAGAAGUUAUUGAUAGUGCCAGGCAGUACCUUCACUCGGCAGUGGUUCUGGAAAAAGAGUCACAUGGUUCCUUUACCGACUUUGUCAUCCGGCCUUAUCCUAAGCUCAUGUACACUGAAGCUGGUCGAAAUAAAAUGAACCGUCUGUGGGAGGAGACUUUGUCGGAGCUUGGGUUGAGUACGCACUCCAUCUAG